CACUUCCAGGCCGAUUGUUUCCGGGUCGCCACUGGCCCCGGGGUACAGGUCUCAAACCCCUGCAGCCGGCCGGAGCGGCGAGAGCCCACCGGGGCCCGGCUCCGGCGGCGGCUGCGGCUUCGGCUUCUUCUCGCUUCCGUCGGCCGAGGCGUCCUCGGGGGCAGUGCCGGGAUGAGAGAACGGGAGCCCAGAGAGGCUGAGAAAUUUGCCGAAGUAACCUAGAGAAGCAGACCCAGGACUCACACCCAGGAAGCCUGGCUGCGGAACCUGUUUGUCACCGCCGUGCCAUGUUGCCUGCCCCCGGCCCUGGCCAUACCCCUCAGUGAAUACAGUAUUACUGGCCCUGGUCGGGCAGCGCAGGUCUGUCGCUGGCUCGGGAGGGCUUCUAGCACGUCUCCUUCUCCCCACGUGACCAGGUGAGGCAUUCCUCAUCGUGUCUUCCACUUGUGAGCUCGGCUGUGAAGUGUGCGAUCCGCGCUCAGGAAAGCAGUGCGCCGGUCCAGGCGGGCAGCAUGUUCGCGCUUCUGCCCAUGGCCCGGCGUCUCACCCAGAGGCCGUGGAGGAGAUAAGGUAGCCCCUCGUCCCUGGACCGGAUGGGGAAGCCCAGUUCAAUGGAUACAAAAUACAAGGAUGACUUAUUUCGGAAGUAUGUGCAGUUCCAUGAAGGCAAAGUGGACGCCGCCCCCAGCAAGCAGCGGCCUGGCAAUGAUGAGUACCUGCGGGUGGCCGCGUCCACCUUGCUCAGCCUGCACAAGGUGGACCCCCUGUAUCGAUUCCGGCUGAUCCAGUUCUACGAGGUGGUGGAGAGCUCCCUGCGUGCGCUGAGCUCGUCUAGCCUGCGGGCUUUGCACUGCGCCUUCAGUGUGCUGGAAACGGUGGGCAUCAACCUCUUUCUCUACCCGUGGAAGAAGGAGUUCAGGAGCAUCAAGACCUACACGGGCCCCUUCGUGUACUACGUCAAGUCCACGUUGCUGGAAGAGGACAUCCGGACCAUCCUGAAUUACAUGGGCUACGUGCCUGACUUGGGGACGGCAUACAAGCUCACGGAGCUGGUGGAGAGCCUGCAGGUGAAGAUGGUCUCCUUUGAACUCUUUCUGGCCAAGGUGGAGUGUGAGCAGAUGCUGGAAAUCCACUCACAGGUCAAGGACAAGGGCUACUCCGAGCUGGACGUGGUGAGCGAGCGCAAGAACAGUGCAGAGGACGUGCGGGGCUGCUCGGACGCUCUGCGGCGGCGGGCCGAGGGCCGGGAUCACCUGCCGGCCUCCGUGGCCCGUGUGGCCCUCCAGAAGUCUGCCAGUGAGCGGGCAGCCAAGGAUUACUACAAGCCCCGUGUGACCAAAAUCUCGAGGUCGGUGGACGCCUACGACAGCCACUGGGAGAGCCGGAAGCCGCCCCUGAAGACCUCAUUGAGCCUGCGGAAAGAGCCCGUGGCGACAGAUGUGGGUGACCUCAAGGACGAGAUCAUGCGCCCGUCCCCGUCGCUCCUGGCCAUGUCCAGCUCCCCUCACGGCAGCCCCGAUGACCUUCCAUCCAUCUCCCCCAGCAAUGGCCUUGGCCUGCUGCGCGGCACGUACUUCUCGGCCCAGGAUGACGUGGACCUGUACACGGACUCGGAGCCCAGGGCCGCGUACCGGAGGCAGGACGCCCUGCGGCAGGACGUGUGGCUGCUCAGAAACGAUGCCCACUCCCUCUACAAGCGCUUGGCCCCCGCCAAAGAGUCUGCCCUGUCCAAGUGCCAAAACUGCGGCCUGUCCUGCAGCUCCUCCCUCUGCCAGCGCUGCGACGGCCUGCUCCCCUGUCCCCCCGCCUCCAAGCCCAGCGCCUUCCCCGGCAAGUCCUCCACGCACGACAGCCUGGCCCACGGGCCGUCUCUGAGGGAGAAGUAUGCGGGCCAGACUCAGGGCCUGGACCGGCUGGCGCACUUCCACUCCAAGUCCAAGCCCCCCGCCACAGCCACCUCCCGCUGUGGCUUCUGUAACCGCCCCGGUGCCACCAACACCUGCACCCAGUGUUCAAAAGUUUCCUGCGACGCCUGCCUCAUCGCCUACCAUUAUGACCCCUGCUGCAAAAAGAGUGAGCUGCACAAGUUCAUACCCAACAACCAGCUGAACUACAAGUCCACCCAGUUCUCCCAUCUCGUGUAUAGAUAGACUGGACCCCGCACCUCCCUGCUCCAAGGGCUACACCACUGAUCUUUCUGCUCUCCUGGGGAAGGAGUGUUCACGCGCCGAUCCGGGCAGCGGAGACCUGCACUUGACCAUGUAGGUGCGGGGAUUCGGGUUGGCUGCCCCGUGUGGGAGUUCACUGAGUGACUAACACGUUUCACCCGAUGGCUGCUUUGUCACCUGACAAGGGAGAGGGUGGCAGUUCCGUUCAGAUUCAUCUUUGCUAAUCUCUCCACUCCCUUUCUGUUUUUGAAAAGAGGAUCUCUAUCUCUGGGACUCUCGCCACAUCUACCCCUCCCACUGCAAAGCCAACUUGUACUGGGAAGGGCCCCCCAGGUCCCCUCCAAAUGCCCACCUGGGACGGCGAGCUAGAGGCCUGUUGGCUUGUGAAAUGAGCCCUCCUGCCACACUGGGCCUCUUCCAGUGGCUCAUCCCUUCUGCCAUCCUCCUCGCACACGCAAGGACCCCCCUGCGCACUCUGCCCCGACUCCCCGCCCCAGGUUUCAAAGGGGAACCGAGUCCAGUGUUAGCUGAGUGUCACCCAGUUGCCAUCACAGCUCAGCGGAGCCCAUGCCGUGUGCGAACGUGGCUCCCGCGUGUCGGAGCUUGGACCUUCCACAGCAGGGCUGGCUCCCCCAUUUCUGUCGUUUGCACAUGCCCCUCUUACUGUACUGUAAAUAGAUAUUUUUGAAAUUUAUUUUUAAAUAAAUAUUCAACUUGCUGUGUGUUUCAAAGUGGUUAAAACAUUAAUUAUGUAGCUAUUUAUAAAAAUACCCUGGGUCCUUUAGUCUUCCAAGGGCGGCCCUCAUGCCCUUCCAUGCCGUGCCCUCCACCGCCCCAGCCCGAAGGCAGAGCGGAGCGCGUGGGGCAGAGGAGGAGCAGAGACAGCGCCCCGAGUUGGUGGAGAGCCGCUGUCUUCCCUACGAUAGAUCUCUAUACACCUACCUCCAGUGUGCACUACGGGGGUGAGUGCGGGCCGGGAGGUCUGCGCGCCUGCAGACUGUGACGACCUGCCGCCGGGUCGGGAACCUCACCUGCGUGCGGAUCCGCAGCCUGGCCUUGGCCGCGCGCCGAGUGUGAGCCUGCACUCCGAACUUCUCGCGUCUCUUCAGAAGGAAACUCCUGCGGGAUUCCCGUCACCCCUCCAUCUCAGUCACCUUCUCUUCAACUGUUUAUAGGACUCUGCAACACCCGUGAUCUUUUUGCACUAAAAGUGGGCGGGAGUCGGCGUGCGCCCGUCAGACACGUCUCCCGAGAUUCUCAGCUGAGCCGAAGCGCUUCCAAACCCGGAGGCCCCUAAACUCCUCGUGUGAAUGACUGGCCCCUGGGUUUUCCCGGUGGGGGCCAGAGCAGGAGUGGGGCGAGAGUUUGAAAUAAAACUGCUUCCUUGUGAAAAAAUAAUAUAUUCUAGCCAUAAGUGUUUGCGAUGUACAGAACGGUGUAGGAAUUGACCUGUGUAGGAAUUGACCUGCGGUGGGUUUUCCGGUGGAAGGAGGUGUUCAGCUCUUGAACAAAUUUAAAUCCGGCUGAAUCCUCAGGCCACUGUGAAUUUGCUGGUGUUCUAACUCAGUGGAGCGAUUUUAAGGUUUUUCAGAUCUAUGGCUUUUUUUAUAUAUAUCUAGUAGAUCACACGUAGAUAUUCAAUGUGUAUAUAAAGCCGAAUUUCAGCCAACUUGACUACCAAGACCACCCCAUUCUGGCGCAUUUUUCUUCUCUAUCCCUUUCCACAUUUCCGAAGUGUCAAUGCCUGGCCCACUCCCGAGAGCUCUAGUUUUCUAGUUCUCCAUUUCCAGACCACGCUAGCACUACAGUUACUACUCUUUUAACCAACCGUGAUGCCACGUAACCUACCCAGUGGACGAGAGCAGGAGCGGAAAUGUCCUCGGGGAAGAGGCCAGUGUAUGUACGUGUCGGCCCGGAAAUGCUGGGGUCGCGGGCUGGAGCAGGCAGUGCCCGGACCCUGCUCUCCGUGUGUGUCUUACUGUAUGAGCUUGCUGUGAGCGGGAGAGUGAACUAGAUGCUAAUUUAAACGUGCAGAUGUUUUGCAUUUGAUUUCUAUCAAGAGCUGAAAUGUUGAGAGAUGAUUUAAAGAAAUAAUAAAGUGUCUUCCAUUAUUUAA
Phyllostomus hastatus (greater spear-nosed bat) is the source of this 4284-nucleotide messenger RNA. It is a transcript of the gene SPATA2, whose product is annotated as spermatogenesis associated 2. Gene Ontology annotation, cellular component: cytoplasm. Gene Ontology annotation, biological process: protein K63-linked deubiquitination; protein linear deubiquitination; regulation of tumor necrosis factor-mediated signaling pathway. The record is from RefSeq and is a predicted model, not a curated record. The transcript is spliced from 5 exons. The coding region runs from base 594 to 2150 and encodes 518 amino acids. NCBI's taxonomy places the organism in Eukaryota, Metazoa, Chordata, Mammalia, Chiroptera, Phyllostomidae.